Molecule: messenger RNA, 2067 nt
Organism: Anopheles stephensi (Asian malaria mosquito)
Lineage: Eukaryota; Metazoa; Arthropoda; Insecta; Diptera; Culicidae
Product: dnaJ homolog subfamily B member 12-like
Exons: 7
Coding region: 262-1347 (361 amino acids)
Biological process (GO): cellular response to misfolded protein
Cellular component (GO): endoplasmic reticulum membrane
Molecular function (GO): Hsp70 protein binding
Source: RefSeq, a predicted model, not a curated record
AAAAAUACCUUCAUCCUAGGAUACAUGAGGAAUGGGAUAUCGAAAUCGCUCGCCAAAUAAAGAAGAAGACAAUAGACGAAAGAUAAUGACAAGAUUUGGGAAGUGUGUCGAUUAGAUUGGAGCUAAUUUUCACUUUUUUCUCUCCCGUGUGUGUAUUGCCGCUUCGUUGCGUUAGCCAGUAGUGCAGUUUGCCGUUUUGCCGAAGGCACAUAUUUCCGUGGUGGUUCGGGAUAGCUACCGGAUAGAGGAUAAAAAUAAACCAUGAACAAGGAAGCAGCCGAGGACUGCGUCGAGCGGGCCGUAAAGUACUUGGCCGAGGGGAAAAUCGAGAAAGCGGAAAAACUUCUAAACAAAUCGAUUACACUCCAUCCGACGGAACGGGCUAAAGAGUUGCUUAACAAAAUCAAAUGCGGAGCUUACGCGGAAAGCGCCACAUCCGGCAACACGUCCGACGAUGGCGUGCGGCAGCGAGGCACGGCAAAGGGUUCCGCACCGAAGGCGGAAAGUGGCAACGAAGCGGAAUACACACCGGAACAGCUGGAGGCAGUGAAACGGAUCAAGAAGUGCAAGGAUUAUUACGAAGUGCUGGAGGUAGCGAAGGAUGCGACCGAGUCUGACAUCAAGAAAGCCUACAAGAAGCUGGCCCUGCAGCUGCACCCGGACAAGAACCAUGCACCGGGCGCGGUAGAAGCAUUUAAAGCGAUCGGCAAUGCGGUCGCCAUCCUGACGGAUACGGAGAAGCGACGCUCGUACGAUCUGUACGGUCCGGAGGAACAUCAUCAGCCGACGGCACGCAAAACGCGCUACCAGUACGACUAUGCGUACACGCGCGGUUUCGAGACCGAGUUUACGGCCGAGGAACUGUUCAACAUGUUCUUCGGGGCCGAAAUUCCUACCCAGCACGUGUACACACGCCAAAGACGGUUUCAUCGAGCCGAACAGCAGCAGUACCGGGAGCCCCAAUCAGGGAUCGCCGCGUUCAUCAACCUGCUGCCCAUAAUACUGCUUCUCGCGCUGUCUAUGAUGUCGUCGUUCUUCAUUUCGGAUCCAAUCUACAGCCUUUCACCGAGCCAAAAAUUUUCGGUCGCACGCAAAACGAACCAGCUGAAGAUACCGUACUAUGUGAAGGAUAACUUUCACUCCGAGUAUCAGGGAUCGGUCGGUCGGCUGGAAGCUUCAGUGGAGGAGGAAUAUCUAAACAAUCUAAAGCAUUCCUGCUACCGAGAGCGAAACUAUAAAGACACGAUGCUAAUGAAGGCACGAAACUUUGGCGACCGAGAGCUUUACCAUAAGGCGCAAAGCAUCAACACACCGUCUUGUGAUAAAUUACAAAGUUUACACAACUAGUCAAAUGCAGCCAAAUCGUGGUUUUUCGACCACGACAGCUGAACGCAACUGUUGCAACAAAUGGGCCCCAUUUUUUUUGCAGCAGCACGUGGGAUGUACCCCCAUAAAAACACACACACACACACUUACACCCACACAAAACUAAAUACAUAGGACGGCGCGUAUGGAACACGUACGCAGAGUGUGAUUGGCGCGCAUCCAUUUUCUACAGUGACGGUAACGUUUGUUCUUUGUUAAUUUUUAUUGAUGAUUGUAGAACUACCGGAUGUGGACACACGUUUUGUGAGAAUGCUCGUUCGUUGGGACGGUCCAUCCGUCUCUGCAACUAGGAUCUUUACAGGUACGGUAAAGGUAAUAGGCAAAACAUAUUUCACCACGGUACGGCAUGUCGGCCACAGACCGGCAGCUUAGAUAAAUCUGUAUCAACGGAGCGCUAGCGUGCGCGGCAAUGUCGUCCCCUAGGUUGAUAGGUUAAAUGUUGUUUUCAGUUUUGUAAUAGAGUGAAGAAAAAGAGGCAAAAACAAUGUAGCAAAAGUAAUAGCUAACGAUGCAAAAGCGGCUUUACGGAGGGAGCGACAAAACAUACUUCACGAAAGAGUGCAAUUUAUCAGAAAAUCCGCCGACGUUAGUCCCGGACGUUGUCGGCGAAUGGUUUGCGGUGUAAUUUAUGAAAAACCUACCUUCCUUCUUUGAAAUAAACACGAAAUCAUCCUGAACAUG